Messenger RNA from Epithele typhae, 432 nucleotides. RefSeq lists its product as uncharacterized. Lineage: Eukaryota; Fungi; Basidiomycota; Agaricomycetes; Polyporales; Epitheliaceae. The transcript has 3 exons. The record is from RefSeq and is a predicted model, not a curated record. Bases 1 to 432 code for a protein of 143 amino acids.
AUGAAGACCCUCUUCGUCCUCGCCUCCCUCGCGCUCUCCGCCCUCGCCCAAAGCGCGACCAUCAUCUCCCCCGCCGACGGCUCGACCGUCACCUCUGGCGAGACCAUCGUCGUCGACGUCCAGCAGGAGAACUCAUCUAGCGACCUCGUCGAGGUCGCCGUCGUGCUCGGCCUUCAAUUCUGCCCCUCCAACGACUGCGCGGCGGUCACCCCCGGCCAGCCCGGCGUCGGCACCGUGCUCUUCAGCGGGCCGUUCGCGCCCGUGCACGACCCCGCGCCGCCGUUCAGUUUCCACCAGAACUUCACGGUCGAGAUGCCAGAGUUCCUCACGCCGGGAAGCCAGAUGAUCUUGACGCUCACGCAUCUGCAGCUGGUCGGGGCGGUCAAGGUGGCGGUCCUUGAGCAAAGCGGGAUCGUCCUUAACAUCGAGUAG